Messenger RNA from Panicum hallii, 895 nucleotides. RefSeq names its product glutaredoxin-C4, chloroplastic-like. The transcript is spliced from 4 exons. Gene Ontology annotation, biological process: cellular response to oxidative stress. Bases 318 to 665 code for a protein of 115 amino acids. The record is from RefSeq and is a predicted model, not a curated record. Gene Ontology annotation, cellular component: cytoplasm. Gene Ontology annotation, molecular function: glutathione disulfide oxidoreductase activity. Lineage: Eukaryota; Viridiplantae; Streptophyta; Magnoliopsida; Poales; Poaceae.
UGUUCAAUCAGCCGCCCACAGAUGGUCCGGUCACCUGUGACCAACUGACCGGCGCACCGUCAUCUCGUGCGUGGGUGCGCUCCUGGCUUAGCGUGCACGGCGAGGCCGGCGACGCGGGCAGCGGCGGCGCACAAAGAAUCUCUCGUUUCGUCCGGCCCCCACGACAAAUCUGCAUAUAUAAACCGGACGGGCGGGGUGGGCUCGGAAAUCACGUAGCCGUGCAGUUCUCUGAAGUUCACACGCACAGCGUCUUCUUCCUCGCGACCUCGACCCGUCCAGCGACGAGCCCGGGACCGGGAGGAACAAGCAAGCCGCCCAUGGCGCUCGAGAAGGCCAAGGAGAUCGUCGCCUCCUCCCCCGUCGUCAUCUUCAGCAAAACUUACUGUCCUUUCUGCACCCGAGUAAAGCAACUGCUAGCACAGCUGGGGGCGAAUUACAAGGCUGUUGAAUUGGAUGUGGAAAGUGAUGGAUCUGAUUUGCAGUCAGCUCUCGCUGAAUGGACUGGGCAGAGAACCGUUCCAAAUGUCUUCGUUAAAGGGGAGCGUAUCGGUGGCUGUGAUGCUACCAUGGCAAUGCACAACGGCGGGAAGCUGGUGCCUCUGCUGACGGAGGCUGGAGCAACUGGCCGUGCCAGUGCCCCCGCCACUGCAACUCCGUCCCUGUAGAACAGCAUUCUUCUCGUUUGGUGGUUAUGGUUACAUGCAAGUGUUGUACCACUAAUGUGGUUGUUGUAAAAUAAAGAUGAAUGAGGUGGUCCAUCGACCUGAAUUGCCUCCUGAUGUUGACUGUAAUUGUAGCCUUGGGUGUGGCUAUCAAGCCUCUCUCCAAAUCUUCAGGCACCAAUAAAUCAUCUGUCCUGGUAGUUGAAUGUGUACGAACGACUCUGUACCUAUCA